Messenger RNA from Talpa occidentalis (Iberian mole), 712 nucleotides. RefSeq names its product probable global transcription activator SNF2L2. Gene Ontology annotation, cellular component: nucleus. The transcript has 4 exons. Gene Ontology annotation, biological process: positive regulation of transcription by RNA polymerase II. Bases 19 to 480 code for a protein of 153 amino acids. Lineage: Eukaryota; Metazoa; Chordata; Mammalia; Eulipotyphla; Talpidae. The record is from RefSeq and is a predicted model, not a curated record. Gene Ontology annotation, molecular function: DNA binding; ATP-dependent activity, acting on DNA.
GGAGGUGCAAAGACACUUAUGAACACUAUCAUGCAGUUGAGAAAAAUCUGCAAUCACCCAUACAUGUUUCAGCAUAUCGAGGAAUCCUUUGCUGAGCACCUGGGCUAUUCAAAUGGGGUCAUCAAUGGGGCUGAACUGUAUCGGGCCUCAGGAAAGUUUGAGCUACUUGAUCGUAUUCUGCCAAAAUUGAGAGCAACUAACCACCGCGUGCUGCUUUUCUGCCAGAUGACGUCCCUCAUGACCAUCAUGGAGGAUUACUUUGCUUUUCGGAACUUCCUUUACCUGCGCCUCGACGGCACCACCAAGUCUGAAGAUCGUGCUGCUUUGUUGAAGAAAUUCAACGAACCUGGGUCCCAGUAUUUCAUUUUCUUGCUGAGCACAAGAGCUGGAGGCCUGGGCUUAAAUCUUCAGGCAGCUGAUACUGUGGUCAUCUUUGACAGUGACUGGAAUCCUCAUCAGGUCUGUGUAGCUCUGACUUAGGUGCCCAGGCCAGGAAAAAAAAAAGACUCUGAGCAUCAUUAGUCAUAGCUAUGGGGCACAGCAAAUUUCUAAACAAGUAUUCCCGUUCUCCAAACAGGAAAAACCCAAUAUAUAAUUCUGGCUGUUUUUUAAUCUCCCUUGGAGAAGAGAUAUUGAGUUGUCAUACACAUGCCUUUGAUGUACUUUUGAAGGGCUCAAGUUUGGGUUACAAAAACUUAGUUUCUGCUUAGGU